AUGAAAGCUACUCAAGCCUUCCUCCUGCACCCCGCUUCGCUCCUCGCCACCAUCAUCGCUGCAGCUGAAGCCCCUCAAUCUGAAGGCCCUCCCCUUCUCUCUUGUCUCCCUGUCCCUCCACACAGCAUGGGCCUCCUUUCGCACCCCAUUUCUCUCAUCACCACCAUCAUCGCUGCAGCUAAGGCCCUCAACCUGCGAGCUGUGGUCGUGACAAGUGGCGACAGCGCAUUGGAGGAGGCAGUUGCGGCAGUGUGGAGGGAGGAAGAGCAGGAAAAGCAGAAGGAGCAGGGGGAGGAGGAAGAUGAGUCGCAGGAGAGAGGAACAGAUUCGAUUGUUAAGAGCAGAGGCACACUGUCUGUAGACAAUAGAGGCAUAUUAUUGUCCCAGCGCACAGCCCAACCACCAACGCAACCAGCACCACUUAAACCAACAACACCCCAACCAGCACCACCCCUAUUACCAUCCUCACCGCUCGUCCCUCUCGGCAUUCCAAGGCUGCUUGCAAGAGGGAGGGUCCUUGUCCUCCGGGGGCCUGUCUGUCACGAGUGGCUGUUCCCCCGCUGCUGCUUUGUGCUGCAUCACGCUGGCAGCGGCACCACAGCAGCAGCGCUGCGAGCAGGCGUGCCUCAGCUCCUGUGCCCCUUCAUUCUCGACCAGCACUACUGGGCUCACCGCCUCUGCUACCUUGGGCUCCUGUGCCCCUUCAUCCUCGACCAGCACUACUGGGCAGACCGCCUCUGCUACCUUGGUGUUGCUCCUCCCCCUCUCCAUCCGUCGGACCUCAUGCCUCUAGAUUCCACCCACCAGACAACAGUAGCGACCGUUGUGAGUCGCUUCGCUGCUGCAUUGGGUGCGGGCAUGAGGGAGCGCGCACGGGAGCUAUCACGAGAGAUACAGACAGAGGUGCGUCUCUUGGAUGACUGUCAGGGAUGA
Messenger RNA from Closterium sp. Yama58-4, 933 nucleotides. NCBI's taxonomy places the organism in Eukaryota, Viridiplantae, Streptophyta, Zygnematophyceae, Desmidiales, Closteriaceae. The record is from the annotation of a GenBank genome assembly.